GAGGGCACAGACCAGUAGUGCCGCGGCCUCUGACGCGGGACUUUCGUUUUUCAGUUUCACAAUAAUAUUGUAUGUUCUUCACGCGACUAGACGCCUGCAAAUGCCGCCGCGUGUCUUUUGUUAUUAAUUUCCAAUCGGAAAUUAAAAAAUGCCGCGAAUGUCGUGAAAGGUUCAGUUUUAUUCAUGAUCUAAUAGUACUAAUAAUACUUUUAAUAAUCAAACGUUUCGCUCCCUCUAACAACAGAUGUGAUCACCUCGAACCCUGUCUACUGUUUGUUUAGUUGACAAGAGUUUUUUCAGUUGUCUUCAAUAAGCGGAAGUUGUAUUUUAAGAAAAUAGAAAUUUUAUCAGUGCCUAGUGACAAAAUAAUAGUGUUGUGAAGUGAAAUUUCUGAAUAUAAAGUUCAGAUUUAUUUUUCUCUGGAGUUUCAUAUUAUUGUUAUUUAAAAAGAAGGUGCUACCUGCCUGUGUACUUUGGGUUUUAUACCAGAGAAGGAAGAGGAAUUCCUUUGUCCCGUGGACCAGGCGAAAGAGAGAGAGAGAGGAAAAGGGAGGAGACUAACACACGCGGUCGUGUUUCAAGAAGUUUUUCAAGACUUGAGAACCUUUUGAAGAAAGGUACACCAUCAGGCAAAACGCACUUUACGUCUCUCCUCGGUGAAUGUCCGUCUAAGUGCGCGAGAGUUGCAAGAGGGCAACAACCACGCCGCGGUCAGAGACUCAAGGCCACCUUUGAGAACCACUCGACCCACGCUGUUCUUCAGUAUAUUUCUACUCCGAAAAAAGUACACCUCACUUCCGGAGUUAUGUGUUAAAUAUUUCUUAAUAAAGAAUAAAAACGAAGACUAUUUUUUUUGGCAAGUUAAAUUUAAAAAGCAGAAUGCAGAAACAGGAAUUGCCUGAUGCUAUAAUGAUGUUGGUUAAGGCAGCUGUUCUCACAGCUGCUUUGGCCCAAAUACUUGGGCCUGUGAUGGCAAAUAAACCUGGACAUGCUUAUUUUGAACAACCUUGCUGUGGCCAUUCACAUCUCAGGCAUCAUAAAGAGCAUGUACGUGAAUUCAGCUGUGGGAUGCUGUACUACAGAACUCUUUACCUGGACAGUAAAAAGGAUGUUCUCUACGUUGGAGCAAUGGACAAGGUCUUCAGGCUCAACCUGAGUAAUAUCAGCCAUUCCAACUGUGAGAGAGAUGCUCUAAACUUGGAACCGAGCAAUGUUGCAAAUUGCGUUUCAAAAGGAAAAUCAGAGCACUUCGACUGUCGAAAUCAUAUUCGAGUGAUACAACCUAUCGGUGAUGGGAACCGAUUUUACGUCUGCGGCACAAACGCUCACUCACCAAAGGAUUGGGUGAUUUACAGUAAUCUUACUCAUCUGCCUAGAAAUGAGUUUGUACCAGGUGUUGGAACAGCAAUUGCGAAGUGUCCUUAUGAUCCUGCGGACAACUCGACAGCAAUUUGGGUCGAAAGGGGAAAUCCAGGAGAUUUGCCAGGUCUUUAUUCUGGCACCAAUGCGGAAUUUACUAAAGCCGAUACUGUUAUUUUCCGAACGGAUCUGUACAAUUUGACGACGAGACGAAAGGGUUACAAUUUCAAGAGGACGAUCAAGUACGACUCAAAAUGGCUGGACAAACCUGAUUUUGUUGGUUCGUUUGACAUUGGCCAGCAUGUCUUCUUUUUCUUCCGAGAAACCGCAGUCGAGUACAUCAAUUGCGGAAAGAGUGUCUAUUCACGUGUAGCUAGACUAUGCAAGAAAGACACCGGUGGAAAAAAUAUUCUCGGGCAAAAUUGGGCGACCUACUUAAAGGCAAGAUUGAAUUGCUCCAUUCCUGGCGAGUUUCCUUUCUACUUCAAUGAAAUUCAGAGUGUGUACAAAGUGCCAGGAGAUGAUACGCACUUUUAUGGCACUUUUACAACCUCAACGAACGGUUUAAUGGGUUCUGCCAUCUGUUCAUUCCACAUCGAUGCCAUUCAAGAUGCCUUCCGUGGAAAGUUUAAAGAACAGGCAACCAGUAGUAGCGCGUGGCUUCCUGUUUUAUCAAACAAGGUUCCUGAGCCAAGACCCGGUCAAUGCGUCAAUGACACAGAGACACUUCCGGAUACUGUUCUCAACUUCAUUAGGUCACAUCCGCUCAUGGACUCGGCGAUAUCGCACGAGAAUGAGAAACCCGUUUUCUACAAGAGGGACGUCAUGCUCACUCGACUUGUGGUCGAUAAAUUGCGUAUCGAUUUUGUUGGAAUGGAUUUGGACUACACUGUCUACUAUGCCGGUUCCAGCGAUGGAAGAGUACAUAAAGUGGUUCAAUGGGUUGAUAGUAAUGGUGAAUCGCAAUCGAUUCUCCUUGAUGUGUUCGACGUUACUCCAGGGGAACCAAUUCAAGCGAUGGAAAUAUCGAAGGAACACAAAGCCAUUUACGUGGCGUCUGAUCAUCGAAUAAAGCAAAUCGAUUUGGUAAUGUGUUCCCGUCGCUAUGACAAUUGUCUUCGAUGUGUUCACGAUCCUUAUUGCGGUUGGGAUAAGGAUACAAACACCUGUAAACCCUACGCUCCCGGACUUUUACAGGACGUGUCGAAUAGUACGGCCGAUGUUUGCGACAGCAGUGUGGGCAAACGGCGACUUGUGGUGACGUGGGGUCAAUCGGUGCAUCUCGGUUGUUUUGUGAAGAUGCCAGAGGUUCUUGAGAACCAGGAGGUCAGAUGGUAUCAUUACAGUAAAGAGAAGGGAAGGUAUCAGAUAACGUACAAGUACGGCUCGGGUGGCGAGAAAUUCAUCGAGACGUCAGAAAAGGGUUUGGUUAUUGUUGGUGUUAAUGAUCAGGACGCGGGAAGGUACGACUGCUGGCUCGGAGGUGCUCUUCUUUGCUCCUACAAUAUUACCGUUGACGCCCAUAGAUGUUCGGCACCUGCCAAGUCAAAUGACUACCAGAAGAUUUACUCCGACUGGUGUCACGAAUUUGAAAAGUACAAGUCGGCUAUGAAGAGUUGGGAGAAAAAGCAAGCGCAAUGCGCGUCGAGGCAAAACGACAGCAACCAAAAUCUACAUACAAACGAAGUAUAUGGAACGCCUCUAGUGUGAUGAAGUCGAGCGCUAGAUCCGUCGUCGAUUCGAGAUGACGACUCGAUAAUUCGUAUAAGCAUCCUACCGGCGAAUCAUGGUCCAAGUGUAUUCGGAUCGAGAGGUACGGAACUCUUGCUGACCGCCUGCAGCUACGUUUAUCAUCGUCUCUUACGACCAGACAUUCGCUAAGUAAAUUAAAAUAUUAGCCAAUAAGAAUUUAAACGAAUGAUCACUUGGAAUCAAGUGCCACGGUGCUCGGAUGUUAACUUUCUUUCUUUCAAAUUUUUUUUUUAUUUUUGCUUCUUGUAAAUAUCUCGAAGGGGAGACUUCGCUUCGGCAACGAUGCGCGAGCACCAGUGGAUGCCAAAGUAAGUGUUCUUAAGGGCAAAAGGCAGCGAAGACAUGGAAUCUAAAAAUCAAUGUCACCGUUUCCUUAUCGCUAUUAAAACACGGGACGUAAAUGUUUUUCCCCUAAAGAAAAGAAGAGUUUUUUUCAAACCUGUGAUAGUAAUAUUAGCGAUUAGGAGUCGUUGACGAUUUUUUUAAGGAAUGUCCUGCUGGCGCCCUCUCUCGGAGAGAAACAAGGCAGAAAACAAUCAAGAUUUGCGUGAUUUCCCCGGGAAAUGUCUCGUAUAUUACGUAUUUAAAAAAAUAGUUUCUAAGCAAUUGGUUAAGCGGCAAGAACUUAAAAAAGAACGAGCACCUGAAUAAGUCUCGGACAUGCUAAAUCACAGAGGUUACAUAUGAGAUUAAUAUUAAUGAAUUCGUUAUUAAAAAAAUGCGCGACGGUUGAGUCCCUCGAUUUCCAUCUUUAAUUAAUUUUAUUUUCCCAACUAAAAUAUCAAAACUCGCGGGCUGAGUGUUAUUUUUCUUUCAGUCGCGCUUCCAUUUCUUCCUUUUUUCCGUUCUAUCAUCUCUUUAUUAUUAAAUGAUAAUUAAAUUAAUUUUAUCUCAGAAUUGACACUCGAAGGUGCUACACGGCAAUCGAAAUAAAGUCCAUAUCGAUUUUUAAAAAACAAAAUCUGCGGACAUUCAAGUAUAAUUGUACAUAACGAAUUAAGAAAAAAAAUUCACGUGUACACUUUGUAGGUAACUUUAUAAUAUAAGUGUAGAUUCAUGUUCGCUUAUUAGUUACUGAUUUCCGACAUGUUUGAUCUCGGAAAAUUACUAAGUGAACCAGAUUGCGAUUAUUCCGCAACAUUUGCUGAAUUACGAUAAUAAUUCCCAGUUGGAUUUUUGAUUUACUUGAUCACUCUUAAUUCAAAAAAAUUUUUAUUCAGUUAUACUAAAUUUCUACAAAAUAAAAGAGUGAUGGAAGAAAAUCAAUGAAUUUCGCAAAGGAAAGUAGAGAGGUCAUGACACCUUUCUGUGAAUUUUUUUUUCCUUAUUAAAGCAGUGAUAGAAUUCUUGCCCAAUAGAUUUUUCAUGUAAAUAAUUAUAAAAAACGCGUGUGGAGGCAAAUUUUUUAUUUUCUUCAAAAACGCUCGGCAGAAUUUUCGCCCGCGCAGAGCGUUCUUUUCGGGCGAUCGAGGGUACCACAUAAUAAUGUCUAAUAUUCUAGGAAAAAAAACAUGUAAUUCAUUAAGUUCUGUACAAAGUCGUUCUCCAUAUGAAUUAACAUAAGAUUUAAUUUUAUACUUCGAUAGUUAUGAUGCGUGCGAACGAAUGAAAUAGAAAACCGGAAAAAAUAUGUGUAAAUGUUGAAAAUAAUUGGUAAACUAAUUCUUGAAUAUGUACUUAUUGCGAGCUUCAAAAAAAAAAAAGUAUUGAAUAGUAUUAUAAGGUAAGAAACGAUUCUUUUUAUUUAAGGACUAAUAGGCCCAUUUUCGAAUUUAUUUUUUUUUUUGCGUAUAUUUAAAAAUAAAGCUCGACUCAUGAAGAAAAAUCCAACGACUGAAAUUACAUAAAAGAAAUAGAAAAUGCGCGUGAUUAAAAAUAGAAAUGACAUUUAAAGUAGAAUUGACUAAAUACUAAACUUAAAGAAAAUAGAAAUGACUAUAAAAAUGAUAUUGAAUCUAAGGAACUGCUUGAAACAGAAAUGAAUUUAAAAAGUGAUGCAUUUUCAUAUCACUGUAAAUUUUCUUUUAAUUCACCUAGUGAAUUAAAUAAUAAAAUCACGUGAUCCUAAUCGAAUGAUUAGUUUGAUACAAAAUUAACCGGUAAAAGUUUCUAUAAUCUCGACUAUUGAUAUGCAUUACUGAAAAAUAGGAUAAAUUUCAUAGAAAAGGGCAAGAAACUCAGAUAAAAAAUUGGAUAAUAAAAAAAAUUAUUUGGAAUGAAAGAGAAGUAUCUCGAAGAUUUGUGCACGCAUAAACAUGUAAUCUGUGAAAAGUGGUACGUGUGUGGAACGAAUCUAUAGAUGACGGAUUUGGUCAACUGUCGUGCUCACUUUUCUUUCUAUAAAUUCAAAUUUUAUGAUUCUAAUUGCUAAUUAAAGUGAUCAAAUCAGAUUAUCAAGUCCGCCCUCUUAUUAUAUUAUAUAAUAAAGUAAUUAAAAACACAUCCUUUUAUUGCUGAGAGCUCAACAUUUAGAUUUUUGUUAUAAAAAAAAAAGAUAAAAUUGUAAAUGAAAAAGAGAACUCAAUUUACUCUUGUAUGUCGAGCUUUCAGAGAAAGGGUCGAUGUGAUUACAGAAAAGCAAUCUAAGAUGAAACCCUAAUGUUGUUAGACCUAUUAUUUAUAAGAUUACUAAAUACUGUAUGUUAUUUCCUGAGCGGUUGGCGCAACGGAACGUCGAAUAUUCCCAGACUAUUGCUAUCGAUCGUCAAAGAGCAAUGUAUUCAAACUUCUGGUUUCAUAUUUACUAUUUUAUCUAUAGAACUGUUUUUAAAAAUCGACUUUUUUUCUUACUUUUUAUAUAAAAAUUUAAAAAAAAAUUAUUGUAAAUUAGGGGAUCUUAUUCCGUAGCGUCAAUCGAAGAACAAAUUAGGCUAGCUCGGUUAGUGUGCGCGGUAUGAUAUUUAAAAAAUGGGUUACUGCCGUAAAAAAAUGACUUAUUACGAUAAAGAUGAAAGAAUAUAGCUGAUAACGACUUAUUAAAUAUAUCAUUAGAACUAGCCGACUAAAAAUUAUGUUAAAUUUUCCUUUUUGAAUAUUUGACACAUUUUAUUUUAUACAUCAUCAUCAUUAUCAUCAUCAUCAUCAUCAUCAUCAUCCCUAGGGUUUGCAAUACAUUUCAUAUUUGAUUAAAUUCUCGUUUCUCUAUGUCUUUUUAUAAUCCCUUCAAACCUUUUUCAUAUAAUUUCAAAUUUGUUCAUUUUCAUUUUCAUCCACGAUGAUCAAUUUUAUUACCAAUUCAAUAGAGGGAUUUUAUUACGUUUAUAAACUGAUAAUUUACACCGUGGCACUCGUCGAUCGAAAAACUCUUUUAUUUCUUCAUCCUCGAUAACAUGAACGAGGGGGGAGGGAAGAGGAUUCAAAUUGUGAUUCGUGAAAAUCGCAAAGCAUUCCGUGCACGGGAAUUCAAUUUUGUUCGAUCGCAUAAAAAGAAUGUCUCACAUCGCUCAAAGAAAAUUUCAUGGAAAUGCAAAACGCGCAUACUUGACUGAAAUCUUAAAAACAAAAAAAAAAAAACAUUGAACGUUGUGAUAAAUGCCGCAUUGACCAAGGACAUUUAAUCGCUCACAUAUCGCGAUGACAAAGAUGACAAAAUUGGGGAAAUUUUCAAAAAUUUCUAUUCACAACUCUUGAAAAGUUAAGUUAAAAGUUGAAAAAAGUUUUUUACGUUAUUCGUUUUAAUUUUAAUAUUCGUUUCGCUUUUACUCUCAGUUUUCCCUUUUAAUACUGGCAUUCAUUUAGCUUUUACUUUUUCACCUUGAUUUUUCUAUUCUUUAGCCUUUGGACAAUUACUUUUUAUUUCUUUGAAUAAAAAAAAAAAGAAAAAAAACAGUAUUGGAAGAAAAUUUCUCUCUCCGAUUCCACAUUCAUACGUACUUUUAUUUUUCAUUUCUCAUUAUUAUGCGACGUUAUUAUUUUUUUUUUAUUAUUAACAAAAUAAUGAUGCAACGAGUAUUUUUCAUUUUGAAAAUAUCUUGCAUUAAGAAAAACCCUUUUUAGAUAUUCCUCUAACUACCUAAACAUCCAAUCGCUAUUUUUAUCAAAAGAAAACAUGUUAAAAA
This is a messenger RNA of Leptopilina heterotoma, 7169 nucleotides long. It is a transcript of the gene Sema2a, whose product is annotated as semaphorin-2A. The record is from RefSeq and is a predicted model, not a curated record. The transcript is spliced from 11 exons. The coding region runs from base 880 to 3069 and encodes 729 amino acids. NCBI's taxonomy places the organism in Eukaryota, Metazoa, Arthropoda, Insecta, Hymenoptera, Figitidae. Gene Ontology annotation, biological process: axon guidance; semaphorin-plexin signaling pathway; negative chemotaxis. Gene Ontology annotation, molecular function: chemorepellent activity; semaphorin receptor binding.